AUGGCAGCUGAAUCUAAAAGUACAAUUGAAAAUAUAUACUUGCCAUAUCAUAAAGAGAUAGAUAAAAAUUGAAAUUUGCCUUUAAGAAAAAGAAAAUCUGUUAAUGGCUAUCCAGAUUGCUUUGAUAAUAAGUAUUUAAAUACUAUGAAAUAUAUUAGAGAUUGAGAUGGAAAUUUAUAUAGAUGGGUGAGUUAUAACACAGAAACAAAAGAUUAUAAGGUAUCUUGAUGGAUCCGUGAUAAGUUUCUGUCUUGUCUUGCUUUCUCAGCGAGGAUCCCAAACGGAUUUUUCUGGCUUAAUAGCUUAAACAGUGAUUCAUGCCUCUGAUAUAAAUCUUUAUACAAAGAAAAUCAAUGCUCUGUUGAUUUUGAAUUUAUUUCUUCUCAAAAUUUCCCUAUUGAUGGUACUGGGACUUAUUACAAAAAUUUUGUAUAUAGUUUUGCAACUGAUGAGUCAGAAACAACCCAAUUUAAUAAAAAAUAUAGCUUAAAUAAGCAUAAAUGACACUCCUUAUCUUCUCCUCCAAAUAAAGACUGAAAAAUAAAAUAUUCCUCUUCUUGUGUUCCAUUUAAGAAUUUAUUUUAUUUUGCAAUAAUAAUCAUGAAAUAUUAUUGCAAUAUGACAUUGAUUUAG
Blepharisma stoltei is the source of this 633-nucleotide messenger RNA. The record is from the annotation of a GenBank genome assembly. NCBI's taxonomy places the organism in Eukaryota, Ciliophora, Heterotrichea, Heterotrichida, Blepharismidae.